CAGACUGCCAGUCUCGGUAAGACGCUCGUAGUGGCUGCACGGACUUAUCACGUUUGUUUUCUCGAUAAAACGAGAAACACCCACACCCACAUACACACACAUACACAUAGAAACACACGCUAGCACGCAACUCGAUCACGCGUCGGCAGUUUAAAAGCCAGACGCAUAAAGAACGAAAGGAAAAUACAAAGUGAAAGAAAGAGUGAGGAGGGAUCAAACAAGAAGGAGGAGAUGAAGAUUUAAAAAACAAAAGACGAAUAAGGCAAGAAAACUAUUAUAAUUCUUUACUGUUUCUGGAUUAUCCGCCAUAUUGUUUAAAAUUGAUGAUCGAUGGUGAAUUCGAAUUGAAGAUGAUAUUGGAUAUUUGAGAAUCAAAAAAAGUCAAGACAAAUUUGUUGAAAACGACUUUUGGUGCUUCGACUUUAAAGCUGCGUUUGUAACGUUGAUCGUAAUUCAAAUUGCACAUUGGAAACAGCUCGGGAUUGUCCGUUUAAGGUGGAAAAAGUGCGCUCACGGUUUUCGUUUAAUACCACGGGUGUUUGAAUAAAAGGAAAAAUCUUUUAACGAUGCAGAUCAGUUGCGGCAGAUUGGGAAACUCGUCUCGCUGAUUGGGAUGCCAUAAUAUUGUACUGGUGCCAGGUCAAAUUAUUCUACCACUAAUAACUCGAAGUUGACUUCGCGAUUCGUUUUUGUGAGAAUUCGUGUUUUAAACAAUUAUAGUGCUCGUUGGAUUGAAGAAUACACAGUGAAACAAAGUGAAAAUAAAUUGUGGAUAAAAAAUGUUGAUGAUUGAAUAAGAGAAGAAAAAGUAUCGAGUACAAUAAUAGCGCGGAGCAUAAAUGAAAUUGGUUUAUUGAAUCGAUACUUAAGGUACCCACCUACAUUAUAUGUGAAAUCUGCAAUAAGAAUACCAAGUGAUAAUAAUAUUCAAUAAAUUCAAGUGUCUUACAAAAUAUACAUCUAUCAAUUAAUAUUUAUUGUCACGCAGUACAUUAUCGAAACGGAAAGCGGUAAAAAAAUAUAUCUCGCGUCGUUUGUUCGAUUGUAAAAGCUUGCAGCUUUUCCGAGAUAUUUGAAAUAUUUUGCCGGUACUUUACGUCGUUCGCGUUUAUGAUUUUGCGACUAUUAUAUAUGCAGAGAUCACAUCCUCGGGAUUGUUCGUCUAUAUUCUUAUAUUUAUCUUGCAAAACCCCGUCCAAAAUCGUUGAGGAUUAAGUGAGUCGUCCUCGUCACCUCGACGGGUAGAAAUCGUAAAGACAACUGCUCGCUAGUUUAGUCGGUAAAACAGCGUGGUUCAGUCGGUAAAAAAGUUUUGUGAAAAUCCAAAAACUCGAGGAUAAAAACGUCGUAUAAUUAAUCGAUUUAAGAUAUUACACAGUGAUAUUUGAAUUGGUGAAUUUGGUUGAAUUCGCGACAGUUGUAAUCCCGCAUACUAUGAGAGGAUGAGCUGUUCCGUGAAGAUAUCCAGUUCGAAAAACUGGGGUGGUUCGCAGCGCAGGAUCAACUCCCUGUCGGAGGAAUCUCUGCCCCUGCAGAGUGCCUUGCCUAGGACUCCGCCUCGCCCCGUAAAAUCUAUCGCCGUUAAGAAGGGCGAAGACACCACCAAACUGUUGAAGUACAUCGACGACAAUGUCAUCGGCAAAAGCAGCACGUUCUUCGGACCCUUCGGACGCAGAAAAGUUGUCUACUGCGAUUACACCGCCUCUGGAAGAUCGUUGCAGUUCCUGGAGGAAUACAUCACCAAGGAAGUUCUUCCCUGCCUCGGUGACACUCGGACAUCAACGUCAAUCUGCAGUUUGCAGUCUUCUUUAUUCAGGCACGAGGCCCGAGAUAUUGUGAGGCAUGCUGUCGGUGCUAGUGAACAGGACGCUGUCCUUUUCACGGGUCAUGGAACCGCUGGCGCCCUACGCGCAUUGCUUCGGCAUCUGGAUAUGAAUAAGCCCACCGUUGUCUUCGUUGGCCCUUUCGAACACCAUGCUAACCUGCGACCUUGGAGAGAUCACGGAGUCAAGAUAAUAAGAAUUGCCGAGACCAAGGAAGGCUUCCUGGACCUGAAUGACCUGGACCGGCAACUAGCUAAGGAACGUCUCACUGGAGCUCAACUUGUCGGGUGUUUUAGUGCUGCCAGUUGCAUCACCGGCGUUCUUGCCGAUGACGUGGCGACGACUCUUCUUCUUCAUCAGCAUGGUGCAAUCAGUAUCUGGGAUUACACAUCGGCAGCUCCGUACGUACAAAUGGACAUGAAUCCUCACCUGCCCGGAGUCGGUGAGAACACGGUCCACAAAGAUGCUAUCAUAUUCACCGGUCACAAAUUCAUCGGCGGCGCUCAAACACCGGGAGUCCUGGUGACAAAGAGAACGCUUCUCAAGACUGAGUCUAGCCUCGAAGACAUGAGGGAUUCGCAUAGAUAUUUGCAAGAUCCCGAGCUGCGCGAGGAGAGCGGAACUGCCGCUGUGGUGGAGACCAUUAGAUGCGGACUCGCCAUUCAGCUGAAAGAAAAUGUUACACCACAAGCAAUCAUGGCUCGUCAGGAUAAAAUCACCAAACAAGUUUUGGCACACGUGCGCACAAUACCAGAGCUCAUACUUCUCGGUAGCAGUUCACACAACGUCAAACGACUUUCAAUCUUCUCGUUCAUGGUCCGUCAUCCCCGAGGCACGUUUCUCCAUCAUAACUUUGUUUGCGCCGUUCUCAACGACGUUUUCGGAGUCCAGGCAAGAGGCGGCUGCGCCUGCACGGGACGUUAUGCUCACGAGUUGAUGGGAAUUGACGAAAAGUUAGCCAAAGAAUACGAGGCCAUUCUGCAGCAAAAUGGCUGCAAUGAAGAAUCAAGCGUGGAGAUGCUCCGACCAGGAUUCGCCCGUCUGUCGUUUCCCUUCUUCAUGUCGGAAACCGAGGUUGCUUUCGUCCUCGAAGCGCUGAAAAUGGUUGCGACGGAAGGAUGGAAGCUUUUGCCUCAGUAUGUUCUGAAUCCGGACACAGGCGAAUGGCGCCACCAUACAAACAGCGUAUUCAAAGACCGCAAAUGGCUGGGUUCGAUAAGGUAUACAGACGGAAAGAUGAUCACAUCCGAGCGACGCGUGUCUGGACCCGGUGUAUUUCCUCAGAGUUACAGCGAUUGCCUUCAAACAGCGAGAAACAUCUUCAACAGAGCGAGGAAAAUGGCUCAGAGAUAUCCUCUGCAAAUUGACCAAAGCGUCGUCUUCACCGAACAAGGCAAAGCACUUCGAUGGUUCAUCCUGCCGAACGAAGCACAGGACCUUCUUCUCGGCAAUUCGCAAAACGUCAAGCAGGACGUUCCCUUCAAUCCGGUCACAUACAGACUCAGAUACAGCGCCUUUGAUAUACCAAACCACUCUUUGCUUUUAGCAAACGGGAUUCGCAGAUUGAACAGCGACAUUCCCAGGACCGGGAACGCCCCGAUAACAUCGAAUUCUCCGAGACAUCACAGCCUCCCAGUAUUGACCAGGCCGAUCCCACCAGUUCCUGAUCCCAAAAAGUAUUCCUUCGGGCAAACUCUGUCCUCACACUUGAGGAACACCGUGUCGCCUCCACUUAUGGCGCAGCUGUCCCUUCCGGAAUACGCGACGUCCUCGGGUGAACAAAGGUCUCCGUCGACUUGUCCAAGCUCCCCGAUGCCCGUGAGAUUCGCAGUCGGCGAGGCCGUGACUCCGGCAAUUUUGGGAACGCCUGUGGUUGCUCAGCUAAUCGCUGGUGACCAGAGUAACACGGGUAGAGCGCGAUGCAACUCUUUGGGAAGUUCGGGUACUUCUCCCCCGAUAUUGAGUCCCCAGACGAUGGCUAGUCUGGGUAUAAAUACCUCGAGACACCGACACUGCAGCUGCAGUAGUCAAACGGAAUUGAACUCAUUAGAGUAUGAGAAUGGGAGUCCGACCCACUCCUUGACCAACGCUAACUCCUACAGUAACUGUGACAUGAGGGUUGGUAGGUCCUCACCGGUCUCUAACCUUUCGCAGAGUUCGGAAGAUCUUCACGCUUAUUUGAAGGAAGUUACGAAGGAAUUAGCAACGGAAAUAAAAUCGGAAAUACGCGAGGUGAUAUCUCAGGUCGACGACGUACUGUCGGAAACUAACACAACGGAAAACACGCCCCAGCACCACUCGCGGAUCCAUAGCCUCAACCAUUGCGAGGAAAAGCACGAUUCCUUCUCGGCGAGCGAUAUUGCUGAGUAUCUCAUGGAGUUUUCAAAGGAAAUGGCAAGCGAAGUGAAAUCGGAGAUCAGGUGUAUGGUGAACGCUGUCGACGGUCUUCACAGGUUCUCACCCGACACCUCAUCCUCUGACAAAUCAUCGAAUGGAUGUGGUUCACCCGAAAGAGUUUUACCGAAGGCCGGAACGAUUGGUAAGCUGAGUGAACUUUCUCAGGAGAGUAAAAUGUCGAGCGAGUGUUCGUCAGACGAGACUGUGAUCUACGUCAUCAAGCAGGAUGCUGGCGGUAAAACUGACGACGAGGACCGUAGUGGGGUCGAAAUAGACUUAAAAACACUGCCGAAGAUCUACUCGGCGAUAAACUCUGUCAGUUCUCAGGACAGUGGAAUCAACCUGUCCUUCCAUGAAAACGACAAGUCAACUGAGUCCGAACUUCGGAGAAGCAGUAGCGCCGAGUCAAACUCUAACGGAUGUAGGAGACUGCGAAUAAACGGGAAAAACGCGAAGCAAAAACGGGUCAAUGAUCUUUCCGAGGACGAGGAGAUCGUUUCCGAGUGCUCGGGUCUUGAGGAAGAGGAAAGACUGAAUCCGGACAAACCCUCGGAGGAUGGAAAUCUGCAGUGGCUGUGUCCCCCAAAAAACAUCUGGAAACCUUCGGUAGAGGCGAUGCAAGAAUUUGACAUGAUCAGGGACGGAGACAAGGUUAUGAUCUGCUUAUCCGGUGGCAAGGACUCCCUGUCCCUGUUGCACACUCUGCACCAGUACCAGUUCUACGUCAGGUCCAAGGGUGUCAACUUCGAGAUAGGGGCGGCAACUGUUGACAGCAAAGCCUACGACCCCCUUCAGCUAAUGACGUACCUCAAGGCGCUGGACGUACCGUAUUUUUACGAAGAGCAACCCGCUCUUGAGGAAGAGAUUGGAAGGUCGGCGUGCAGCUUCUGCAGCAGAACGAAGAGGAACCGCUUGUACACCGUCGCUAAAGAGCACUCGUACAAUGUCCUGGCGCUCGGGCAGCACCUCGACGACCUUACGGAGGGAUUCCUCAUGUCCGUAUUUCACAACGGUAAACUCCGCACCAUGAAAGCACAUUAUUACAUCCGAGAGCGUGACCUCAGGGUUAUUCGGCCGUUCGUAUACGUCCGGGAAAAGGCUUUGAGACAGUUUGCAGAAUGCAAGAAACUCCCUGUCGUACAAGAAACGUGCGAAACUUGCGAAGACGCUCCAAAGAAGCUGGAGCGUAAUAAGCAGAUAAUAGCGCAGCAAGAACAAGUUUACCCGCGAUUAUAUUGGUCUCUGCGAUCAGCCCUCCAGCCACUGAUCGUUGCCCGAGGUUUUACCGAGGAAACAAACCAACAGAAGAGGCAUCGAAGACCAAGAACAAACUCUUUCACAGCCUCGGCGAGUAGCGCGUCUCAGCCAUUAAACGACAGCGAGACCGAAGAGGAGCCGGUAGUCUAGCGCACGUGAAAUACGACCAGAAAGGCGAAUCGGUUUACUGCUCGGAAUCUGUCUGGUAAGUUCAGGAAACAUCUUGCACGAACGACAAAGCCACCCGUUGGGCGUGAUGGUCAGGCUGCACAGUAGGUCAGCUGCGUCGAAUGCUGAGAUGUAUGUAGAUUUAAAGUCUAAUUAACACCAUACUAAUGAUGACGCGAGGGAAGAUUAUCAUUGGGAAGUGGGAAAGGAGAAGAAGAAGCUUCUUUAAAGCUUCUUUCGCGCUUUACGCAGAGGAUAAAAAUUGCAUCUAUUCUGCACGUAAAUGAACAAUUCUUUCAUUGGGAAGAGAGUUGCACUUGGAAGGGCCUUUUCGUGAUCCCAAUUUCAUUCUUGCCUUUAAACUUGUCUUUUCAGACGAUUGGUACCUACGAUUACGUACAACAGGUACUAAGAUUCGUCCUACAUUUUUAAAAUUAAAACGUAUAAUACAUAUAUGUUUUACGUUCGUUAAUUAGCAUAAUAUUAUAAUUAGUUAAAAUAAUGAAGGUAACAUUAUCGUUGACGAUUAAAUGCAGAGCGACAAUGAAAGAUUGAAAGGGUGAAGAGGUCUUUGUACUAUUACGUACAAUGUAAAUCACUUGGCUUGGUGUGUUCCGGCGUGCAAAUAAAAACGGAUAAAAAUAUCUGUUUUUUUUUCUCUAAAUUUUUCAAUCUAAUAAUUGAUUGAUUAACGGUACUUCUGAAUUUAAAGUAAAUAUUUAACUGAAUUAACCGCGGUUCGAAAUCAACGUUGGCAGCGCGAAUGUUUUUCUCUUCUUUUUUAGUGUGACGAUUAUAUCGUAAUGUAGUGAUUACCUGUUUACAAAAAGUAUAUGGAUUGAAAGAAAUGAUCGUGUUCAAAUAAACUAUUGACUUACUGUUCAUGGUGAAUAAUCAAACACAAUAUUACCUACAAUUAAACGACAAUACAACUAAGUAUAUACAUAUUACGCAGUACAUAUACGUAGUGUAUAUGUACGUAUGUAUACUAUAUUAAUUAUGUACCACACAAAAUCGAACUCAACAUAAUUUAAAACAUAUUUACUCCGCCUGAAUCAGAAAGUGAUUAUGCUGUACAGUCUCGUUGAAGAGAAUGCUUCGAAUUUUGUAAUUGAUUAUGAUUGUAAGAUUAAUUUUUAUACGUUAACAGUUCACCCAUUGGCAACUGCUAUGUGUCGGAGAUUAUCAAUUUUUACAAAAUAACGAUAUAUAUAUAUAUACUCGUAUAUAUACCGACAAGUACGAGAUACUUAUGACGUUUGUAUUUAUUUGAGGGGAUUUAGUGUCCGCAAGAUGGUAAAACUAGGUUUCGUGUAGCUGUUGUUAAUUGAUUACAUUAAACUAUUUUUAUUGAAUUUAGGAGAUUUGUCGAUAAAUCCUAAGAAAUUAAUUGACACAUUUUCGUAAAAGAACACGUGUUAUACAAUCAUUAAAUAACAACUGCAAGUCCAACUCGAUCGAUCAAAGUUAUACGUGUCGACAAACAAAAUGCUUUUUUCAAAGAAUUGUUGUUUUUUGGAACUGGAUCUCCUUAAAUAAUAACGCUCAAAGUGAGCCGUGGUAUACCAUCGAAUAUGAAUAUGACAAAUAAUAACAUAUAAUACAAAUGCUAAGGAGAUCAUGUAUCUCCAAUGCUUAUACACUUCACAUACGUCUUUUUAACAUUAUUAAGGCAAUAUAUACCUGUAAUACAUGAAGUUUCGACGAGGUCAUUUUUUGAUAUUUUCUACCGGCGUGAAAAUGCGCCUGCUAUUAUGUACUCAUAGUUAUACAUGUAGGUAUACACACGAGAAAUGACAGAAAUUGUUAAAUUGUUGAAAUGGUGAUGUUUUUGCUUUUUUUUUUUAUGCGCGCUUGAAUAUUAAUUAUCCUACUUUUUUUUUAUACCGUUUCGGAAGUAAUGGUACUAAGGUACAUGCGAUUGCCUAUGAUAAUUUGCUGUGAGUUUGUAUUGUGAAAAAAAAGGCUAAGACGAUGUCUUUUGAAAUUUAAAUUAUUACAUGUAUAUAAUACAAUAGGUAUGCAUAAUUAUAAAUGUCGUAUCUAAGGGCGUUUUAUACUUUAUAAAUUAUUAAGUGAGUUACAACUUUAAAUCAAAGUUCCCGAAAUUCGUACGGAAAUUAUUUGAAAGAAAAGAAACAAAUUUGACCUGCUUACAUAGGCCAUAAAAAAAAAAAAUAAAUAAAUAAAACAAAAGAAAAAGAUAAUAAGAAUUCUAAAACAAAAAAAUGAAACACGCAAGAGAUGAAAAACAAAAAAAAAAAAAAGAAACAGAAAAUUGGAACCAUCGUGCUCAUGUAACGCCUCUAUUAUUCGGGAUCAAGCAGAGGAAAAAAUGAUGACAGGUUUUAAACUGUAAGUAUAUCACCACCGGAAAUUGGAUUUUUAUUGGGGCAGGACCAAUUCGAUGAGUUGAAGAUAUUCCAUUAAUUCGAACGACAUAAACACUUAUAUAUAUAUAUACGCGACAGAAGCGUUCCGGUGGCAAGAAAAAGAUCUAAGACAAUUUUUAAAUGAGCCAUCUCGAACUUAGAGGGCGUCUUGAGUUAAAACUCAAAUUAAUUCGCAGUUAUAACUGCUGCUUUGCACGUAACUGGUAACGGUAAUAAAUAGCGUUCAUAAACACACGAUUCAUAGCUGUUAAUGCUAUGUAGUUAUUAUUUAUUGGGAAUUUUACCCACGUCCCUUUAUUGCAGUUUGCUGGCUUUGAUAUAUUAUAUUGGGUACAAUAGAUAUGGAAAGUGAUUUGAUAUUUCUUGCGGUCAAGAAAUAUCAUCUCACUGCCGAUAAAAGUUGCAUCAGCUACUGCUGGUUGUACGUUUUACCCACGGUUAUAUGAAUUACAAUUAAGAAAUUAAUGUGACGUUCAAAAUUUUUCACGAAUUUAGAAUACAAGAUACGCAUCACGAUGUAUUAUGUAUGUAUAGAUUUUUACCAAUUUAUUUAAUUAUAUAAAUAUAAAACUAUAUACAUACAUACACAAAGACACAAACAGAUAUAAAUGCAAUGUAUUAUAAACAUUAUUGUUAAUAUAUUCGACGAUGAUAUCUAAAUUCGUGAACAAAAUUUAUACUGUAACAGUUACCUAUAAACCCUUACAUAUUAUAUAUAACUUAUCUGUAGCUUUGAAAAUUCGAAUAAAUACACCUAAUACAUUUAACAAUAUGGAAACUACUAGUGAAAAAAUAUUAUAUUCAGUGUAGUAUGUAAUAGGAUUAUAUAAAUACACGAAGAGAAAUACUUCUUAGAUUAUGAAUCUCUGAUUCAAUGAAAUAAUUUUCAUUUGAUUUGAAAAAACUUUGCUUGAGAUAAAAAAAAGUUGUCAUUACGUCUAUCAUUUAGCAUAUUUAUGCAAAUUGAAAAAUCUUCUAUACAUUUUAUAAAACAAUGUAAUUCAAUGACGCUGUGAACCUAUUUCCUCGACACGGUUUAAGCAAAGUAUUUCAUUAAACUGAUCAAACUAUUCUCAACUUGAAAUUGUUUGCUAGUUGUUAGAUGUAAAAAAAGUAAAGAACUUUCUCACGUCAAGCAAAGUAUUUUCAAGGCAGUUAAAAGCAAAUCAUUUUAUCGAAUCAAAGAAUCACACAGUCUAACAAUUAUUUCUACCGGUGUAACGUGAAUUGUUACACCCGAACCGCGGCAUACUAUAUAACGUAACAGUACUAAGAUUUAUCCAAAUACGAUUGUCAAUCUGCAUACCUUAAACCUAUAUAUUAUACGAAAAUUAAAACCGAGGCUGGCUGCACAUCGACGGAGAACUGUAUAAUAGAACGUUAUGUAAAAUAAGUUCAGUCGUUAUAAAGACGAAACGCGAGGCGUUUAUACAUCACACCUCGCACGUAUUUUUAUUUCUACAACGAUGUGGUGCCAGCUUGAGGCUGAGAGUCAUUAAUUAAUUAAUAUGUAUAUUGAGUUACGCGGCAGCCAUAUUGAUAGGCAGAUGUAUAUGACAAACAAAUUGUAAGUUUUAAUUAAUAUUAUGUAUUCAAUACACGAUAAUGCGAAAUUAAAUUUGUUAUUCAGAUGCAAUCGCUUCACUCGUUACGUUACGUAAACGCCGACUUAAUCGAGAGUGGUUUUUUUUUUUUUUUUUUUUCACCUCAAAUCUUUAUCAUCAUAUAUUGUUAUUCUACUAUCAUUCGUACGUCACCUUUUAUUCUCUACUAGCGUGUUGUUAAUCGUUGCAGUCGCGUUUCAUGUGUCAAAUUAGUAUUUGAUCGCUUUCUUAAUAUUACAAUUAGACAACGUUGGUAAUUGUCUUCAAAAUUUCAUAAUUAGGUGGAACACGUUAUGAUGUUGGAGAAAACGAUAAAACUUUGAUAAACUCGACUCAUUCCACACACACACACACACACACACACGCACACACACACGUAUUUGUAGAUAUUAUACCUAUAUUGUAAAAUUUACACGCGCGAGGAUCUCGCAAUGAGAGCCUUAUUGACAUUUUAUCACACUUGGGUUGAAAGUUUUUUCGUUUUUUCCUGAAUUUAUUUAUUUGUAAAAUGAAAAUCUCUCUUCGGUGAAACGCAACGUGUGAAAUCACAGCAGUCACAGUCAUUGAAACAUUUUGUUGGAAGAUAAAUUCAAUUAAGAGAUAAUUAUAUAGUAUAUACAUAUAUCGAGCAUUGAUUGCGAUUGUUUGAGAUACGGUUACGUUUUCUGUUUAUCUUUUUAAGUGUCGAAUGAAUUUAUCGUAACAUAAACAGAUAUUAUUAUAUUAUCUACAAAUUAUGAUAGAUAUUAUAUAUUUUCAGAGAGUUACGACGUACAUUGUUACUGUAAAGAUAUGUAAGUUUAUUUAUCGCUAAUAAAAACGACUGUAUAAAAUUAA
Messenger RNA from Neodiprion fabricii, 10479 nucleotides. RefSeq lists its product as uncharacterized. The coding region runs from base 1443 to 5627 and encodes 1394 amino acids. The transcript is spliced from 8 exons. Lineage: Eukaryota; Metazoa; Arthropoda; Insecta; Hymenoptera; Diprionidae. The record is from RefSeq and is a predicted model, not a curated record.